Molecule: messenger RNA, 783 nt
Organism: Labrus bergylta (ballan wrasse)
Lineage: Eukaryota; Metazoa; Chordata; Actinopteri; Labriformes; Labridae
Product: histone H2B-like
Cellular component (GO): nucleosome
Molecular function (GO): DNA binding; structural constituent of chromatin; protein heterodimerization activity
Source: RefSeq, a predicted model, not a curated record
GAAAACAGCAAACAUGCCUGAAGGAGGAAAAGGAGGCGUAGCGAAGAAGGGUUCCAAGAAAGCCGUUGCUAAGAGCUCCACCAAAGGUGGCAAGAAAAGGAGAAAGUCCAGGAAGGAGAGCUAUGCCAUCUACGUCUACAAGGUCCUGAAGCAAGUCCACCCCGACACCGGUAUCUCUUCAAAGGCGAUGGGCAUCAUGAACUCUUUUGUGGGCGAUAUUUUUGAGCGUAUCGCUGGUGAGGCCUCCAAGCUGGCUCACUACAACAAGCGCUCCACCAUCAGCUCCAGGGAGAUCCAGACUGCUGUCCGCCUGCUCCUGCCUGGAGAGCUGGCCAAGCAUGCUGUGUCUGAGGGCACCAAGGCUGUGACCAAGUACACCAGCUCCAAGUGAACACUUCAACUGUCCAACCAACCAAAAGGCUCUUUUAAGAGCCACUCACACUGUCUUUCAGAGCAAGUUCUAUAUUUUAAAUAUAUGAGCAGUGACACUGUAAUGAUACUCUACAAUACCAUCAAUUGUCCAGUUAGUCAAUAUUCAUAUAACUUAAGAAUGAAAGUCUUCUAUUGGUCUAGAGGGUAUAACGUAGGCUUUUAAAAUAGUGUCAUCAAACAACAGACUAACACACACCACAUGUAUGAGUUGUAAGUCAGAUUGUUUGAUGUGUUACAGUCUGAACUAUAUGGUUACCUAACCACCUACCAGACAUCCACAUUUUGCUUAACAGUUCCCAACCCAUGACCCAACUGAUUGAGUGUCUAAUGUCCCAAAUGAAAAUAAAAGUC